This is a messenger RNA of Cryptomeria japonica (Japanese cedar), 2557 nucleotides long. RefSeq lists its product as uncharacterized. The record is from RefSeq and is a predicted model, not a curated record. The coding region runs from base 465 to 2282 and encodes 605 amino acids. Lineage: Eukaryota; Viridiplantae; Streptophyta; Pinopsida; Cupressales; Cupressaceae. The transcript has 3 exons.
UGUCCCCUAAAAUCCCUAAUUUUUCACAUUAUUUUUGCUGACUUCAUUCCUUGUCCAGGUCAAGUUCUUCUCUCUCCCGUCGUAAACUGCUUUGCUCAAUAUAAAACAUCAACAUAAAAAAAUGUUCUCUCAUUCCAUUCUCUUUUUCUUGAAAGUUACAAUUUUUUUUUUCUUUUCAAAUUUCUUCAGAAGAUUACCUAUCAAUAUAGAAGGAAAUCCCAUCCUAGGAAUAUAGGAGGUUUUUGUCUUGCCAUCAUUAUGCAGAAUGGGACACAAAUGUUCUGCAAUUUAAAAUGAUGAGAAUGAGAAGGAUCUGAAUGCAGAUAAUCCCAGUUAAAUGUCAUUCAAAUAUCUUAGAAGGGUACGAAGGAUCUGAAAGCAGAUAAUCCCAUUUAAUUGUCCUGCAAAUAUCUUCAGAGGGGUACUUAACCCAUUUGGGAUUAUUGGCAAUUAAAUUCUUAAUCAUGCAGGCCAUUGUAGUAGAAAUUAGUUCUUCAGAUGACGAAGGAGAAACUGAACCACAAUCCAGGAGGUCCUCUUCAUUUAAAAGGACCUCCGUUACAGACGACGAUGACGAGCUAACUGUAAUUGAGAGCUUUAUCUGUUCUGAGAAGAACAGUCGCCCUAAGAGGGCUAAAAGUUUUGGAACCCAAAUUGAAGAUUUGGAGAAUGAUUGCUUGGUUUUAGAGGGUGAUCCAGAGAAAGUUGCUGCUGAUCCAAGGGCUACGGUUGAUGAGUCAGAGGAUUUGAUAGUGACUGCAGAAAAAGGGGAGGUUGCAUGUAGGGACUUUCCUCACCCACGGCAUCUUUGUGUGAAGUUUCCAUUCAAAAACACUCCUCAUGAGAAGUAUUGUGAAAAGUGCCACUGUUAUGUAUGUGAUAAGCCUGCUCCAUGUUUGUUUUGGGGCAAAGAGAAUCCUGAUAAGGAUCACUGUCACUCAUCAGACAAAGAAGAAAAGUGGAAAAGACAAAGGACUUUCUACAAGAUGCGUGAUUGUAAAGAGCCACCCAGAACUUUACAGCGCUCUUUCAAUACCAUACUCACAUUAACUGCAACGAGGACCACAGUUCCUGUAAGCCGAAGCAAUCAAGCAAAUGCAGGGGCAGUGUCACCUCUUCAGCUGAAUCCUAACAUGGAUCAACAGAGAUCUUUGUAUCCUACAACUAUUAGAAACUGUGCUGCUAAUAAGGAAGUGACACCUUCCCGCUAUACUAAGCAUGUGGCCAACCAGAAUCCAAGAGUUGGCCGGAGUAGAAGCAGAUUUACAAGCCCUUACCGGAGAGAUCCAUUAAAUUUAGGCUCUAUUGGGCAUGGAGGCUAUGUCAGAGGAUCAAAUGGAAGUCGAUUUUCUGCAGAUGAUUUGCAGAGACAGAGAAAUUGCUUCAAUACAUUUGUUACAAACAAUAACAGGCCAAACCCUCUGGAUGCCUGUUCUAUUACUCAAACACAAUCAAUAAACAUCCAUUCUAGUGAACAGAUACAUGCCAAUGAUAUGCUACAAAGAAAUGUCAGUUGUCCUCAAACCUCUGUACUUGAUGACAUGAGUAAGCUGUGGGAUUUCCUGCUGGGUGCUGAUAUAGAGGAAAGCGGCACAAUUCAGAAUGAUUCUUCUAGUGAUUUGAGUCUCAAUAUUACAUUAAACCCUUCUAGUUCUAGCAAUUCAAAUGCAACAAAUGUCACAAUGCAACCUAAUCCAUCCACAGAAUCAUUGGCUUCUUGUGUUGAUUCAAACCAUGAGCUUCAAUUAUUACCACAAUCUAGUUUUUCUGUGGGAGUUUCUACCGCAGCUGAGAAUAUUGUUCAAUGGCCGCACACUCAAAAUCCUAGUUCAACUGCUACAGAGCAGAGCGCAGAACCUGCCUCUUACUUCAAUUAUGACUGGCUUCAUGAAACUGCAUAUCCACCACUGAAUCCUGUAAUUGAUCCAUGGCCUCAAUUUGUAAGUGAAGUGACAUCCACAGGUCACACCUGGAAUUAUGUUGCUUCUCAGCCUUCUACUAAAAUCAACGAAUCUGGAGUCUCGGUGAACAUAAGUGACCAGAAUCCAAUCAAACAUAAUAAUGCUGAAACAGGCAUUCUUGCUGCACAACCACAACAGGCAGAGUGGGCAAUUCCUCAGGUACCCUAUCCAGAUAUAAGUAAUACUGCAGGGCAAAUUUGUUCUGAUCACAGUUUUGCUACAUCCUCAUCAUCAGCUCCUGCAUUAUAUGUUGAUCUGAACAACUCAUGGGAGACAUUGGCAAUGAGGCAAAAUCCGAGUUCCUACUUUGAAUGCACUUGAGGAUAAUGAGAUUACCAACAAGGGUGUUCACUAUUAUAGUAUCAUCUAGUCCAAACUUUUUGCCAACUUUUCCAUUAACCAUGGAAAAUCUAGUAACUUCCGUAGGAUUUAUUCUGCUGUGAAAUUGCAUUGUAAAAAAAUAUACAAGAAGUUAUUGAUCAUACUUGUACAGUAAUAUCAUACGAUGAGUAGUCCCUAUGUUUUUUCGUUUCCCACAAGCUUCAUUCUAACUGGUUAUGAGGAACUUUAAUAAGGAUCAUUAUCUAUUUAUGGAA